Messenger RNA from Lingula anatina, 1757 nucleotides. Its product is annotated as cytochrome P450 20A1. The record is from RefSeq and is a predicted model, not a curated record. Gene Ontology annotation, cellular component: membrane. Gene Ontology annotation, molecular function: heme binding; oxidoreductase activity, acting on paired donors, with incorporation or reduction of molecular oxygen; monooxygenase activity. Lineage: Eukaryota; Metazoa; Brachiopoda; Lingulata; Lingulida; Lingulidae.
GAAAAUGUUGGAUUUUGUCAUUUUUGCAAUCACCUUUUUCCUUGCUCUGCUGGGAGCAGUUAUUUACUUAUAUCCUGGAUCAAGAAAAGUGACCAGUAUUCCUGGAUUAGACCCUUCUGAUCCAAACGAUGGGAACCUAGCUGACAUUGCCAAGGCUGGAAGUCUCCAUGAGUUUCUGGUUGAACUCCAUGAGACACACGGACCUAUAGCCUCAUUCUGGAUGGGUCAGAAAAUGGUGGUCAGCACUGCAUCGCCAGGGUUGUUUAGUCAACAGUCCAAUGUUUUUGAUAGACCAGCUGAAUUAUAUGAAGUUUAUAAACCUUUGUUUGGUGCUCCCAGCAUUCUCUUUACCAAUGGUGGAGCAGGGAGGAAAAGGCGAGAGAUGUACGAUGGCAGCAUGAGGAACGAGCAGCUCCUGAAGAUGAGUCCUAUAUUUUCAAAGCUUGCUGAAGAAUUAGCUGCCAAAUGGGGCACAAUGGUAGAUGACCAACACAUUCCACUCACACAGCACAUGCUGGCCCUGUCAUUUAAAGGGAUACUGAGGACACUGUUCCCAGGAAGUUUCAAAGAUGACAAAGACGUUGUGUCUCUAAGAAAGAAUCUUGAUGUGUGUUGGCAUGAGAUGGAACAAGAGGUUUUAACUGGUGAAGUUCCAGAGAAAGGAAGUCAAAAAGAGAAACGGUUCACAGAUGCCAAGACAGCCCUGCAUACAGCCUUCCAGCAGGUGGUCAGUGAGUCCAAAGAUAAAACUGUCCAUGGUCCAGCCAGCUUCCUGAGCACAGCUGCCAUGCACUCUGACUCACAGGCUCUCAGUGACUCCAUCACAUAUCUGGGGAUAGGCUUUCAGACUACUGGAAACUUGUUGUCCUGGCUGAUCUACUUCUUGGCCACCCACCAAGAUGUCCAACAGAAGGUCUAUGAUGAGAUUAAAAGUACUCUAGGGGAGACCGGAAAAAUCAACCCUUCCAACAUCAGCAAAAUGGAAUACCUCCACCAAGUUAUAGAUGAAAGUUUGAGGUGUGCUGGCCUUAUUACAUGGGUUGCUAGGCAACAAGACUUCGAUACAGAACUGGCAGGUCAUAAAAUUGUAAAAAAUACCCCAGUGAUCCAGGCUCUGGGAGUUGUGUUACAAGAUGAGAAUUUGUGGCCAGUACCUAACAAAUUUGAUCCAGAUCGUUUCUCAGCAGAUGCUAAGGCUGAUCUCCCAUUGUUUUGUUUUGAACCGUUUGGAUUUGCUGGCCGCAGAAGAUGCCCAGGAUUCAAAUAUACAUACAUAGAAAUCUGCUCUGUCGUGGCAGUGCUGCUACAAAAAUUCACAGUGCACAUGGUGGAAGGUAUAGUGGCGACACCUAUUUACGGAUUGGUGACCCACCCUGAAGACGAAGUCUGGGUGACUGUCAGUAAGAGGAAAUAAAUCAACAUGAAUCUCAGGAAUGUGGUCCAUCGUUUUCAACUUGUGAUUUUUUGAAGUGGUAGUGGUGUUCCCUUAAAAUUACAUCCAUGAAAGAAGAGGCAAAAAAGAAAUGGGGAAUGAACAACCUGAAGUUGCAAAAACGUAAUGUAAUAAUACAAUGCAGUUGCCAGAUUUGCUUUUUGAGCCUGCAUUUUUUGACUUGAGAGGGAGUAUCUAACACAGCUGUGGAAAGAAAAUAGUUCUAUAUAUCUUUAAAAGAUGUAGGAGAUAAGAAGUUCUAAAACAAGACGACCCUGUCAGAUUCUAAAGCUGGCUAUAUUGCAUUGCACCAGUGCAAUUAAAA